Messenger RNA from Liolophura sinensis, 2222 nucleotides. RefSeq names its product cytochrome b5 reductase 4-like. Bases 185 to 1777 code for a protein of 530 amino acids. NCBI's taxonomy places the organism in Eukaryota, Metazoa, Mollusca, Polyplacophora, Chitonida, Chitonidae. Gene Ontology annotation, cellular component: cytoplasm. The record is from RefSeq and is a predicted model, not a curated record. Gene Ontology annotation, molecular function: heme binding; cytochrome-b5 reductase activity, acting on NAD(P)H. The transcript has 15 exons.
UUGAGGGAAACGAUGUCACAGAAAUUAAUGUAAAAACGAGGACUGAGUGAUUUCUGAUGGCUGAUCUUUUGUCACAUUGGACAUAGAUAGUACAGGACUAAAACAGUUUAUCAAACUGGGGUGUGGAAGGUCUAAGGUGGACUCGCCACCACUUAGCCGUAGUAGUACAAGUGACAAAGAGAAGAUGGCUUCACGCUCCCUCCUCACACCCCAGUUCCCCGCCCCCAACUCCCAGCAGCGCCAGGGCGGAGCCUCCACGGGGCGCAACAAGGUGGCUUUGAGGCCCGGCCACUCCCUUAUGGACUGGAUACGUCUGGGACGGAGCGGUAAGGACCUGACUGGCACUGGGGGAAAGAUCCUGAAUGUCACCCCAGAGGAGCUUGCCAAGCACAACAAACAGGAAGAUGCCUGGAUAGCUGUUAGAGGAAAAGUGUACAAUGUGACUCCAUAUAUGGAUUUCCACCCCGGAGGUGUGGAUGAACUGAUGCGAGGUGUGGGUAAAGACGGGACACAGUUGUUUGAUGAGAUCCACAAGUGGGUAAACGCUGAAUCCAUGCUGGAGAAAUGUUUCGUUGGAAAACUGAACACAGAAUCACCCAGGAAAAGAGCAGGAAGUUCGGCUUCAAGAAAAAGUUUAACAAUACCCAAUGGUCCAGCUGCCUUACCAAACUUGAACGGUUUAAAACCUCCAUCUGGACCCACACCUCCAAGACAUGACUGGUUCCAGAAUGAUGACCGAGUGACCAUCGUAGUAUACACCAAGUCUAAGGAGAUGAAACCAGAGCAUGUGAUAGUGGAUCUCAAGGGGAGAGAACUCCUGCUGACUGCAUUUAUUAAUGACCAUACCUUCACCUUACACACAGAACUUCAGGCAGAGGUUGACAGUGAUUAUGAAGUCAAAGUCCAACAAGACACGGGUAAAGUGGACAUCAUGGCACAGAAAACUGUAUCAGGGAAACACUGGUCAUCGUUAGGAAGCCCAUUAUCCAGGAACAACACAUUUAUAUCCACCAAAGACAGAACCAUAGCCUACAGGCAGUGUAAACUGCUGAGUGUGUCGCCAGUAACUCAUGAUACCAAGUUACUGUGUGUGGCUCUCCCUGAGGGGUCCCGUAUGUCAGUACCACUGGGAUAUCACAUCCACAUACGCCAUGAAAUUGAAGGUGUGGAGGUGGUACGGAGCUACACAGUUGUCUCCCCUUCCUUUAGUGAAAAUGAGCAGGAUGAGAGAGUUAAACAGGGGAAAGUCUUCUAUCUCAUGAUAAAAAUCUACCAGCAGGGGGCGCUAACUCCUUGGAUAGGGAAACUCAGUGAAGGUGAUACCCUUGAAGUCAGUGACUACGACGGUAACUUCCUGGUGUCCCGACUAACGAACUGUUCUCACCUGGUCAUGUUAGCAGCAGGGACAGGUUUCACACCAAUGGUCAGACUGAUACAGGAGGCCCUAGUUAAUGACAGAAAUGCUAACAGGUGUUUAAAGCUGAUGUUUUUCAAUAAGAAGACAGAAGAUAUAUUGUGGAAAGAUCAGCUAGAUGUUUUAUCCAAGGAAAAUGUCCGGUUUACUGUGGAGUACGUUCUCUCUGAGCCUGAUGAGAACUGGUCUGGGUUAACUGGGAGAAUCUCAGAGGCGCUGCUGAAGUCGUUCAUUCCUACUGAGUCUGAGACAGAGAAACUUCUGGUCUGUGCCUGUGGACCCACACCUUUCACCAAGGAGGCUAUCCGAUUGUCAACAGAUUUGGGAGUUUCAGAGGACCAAUUUCAUGCAUUCUUGGGCUAGCUCAUCAUGAUCAAAACACCUGUAACUAUCCAUUUUGAAAGCAUUGAUUUACACAUAUUAGGUCCCUCUUUCCAGUAUUGAGAAACCUGUCAUCAAGAUUUAGCAAAAAAUGUUUUGUUUCUGUUUUUCACCCAUUGUUAUUCGCCUCAAAAAUAUGCAUUUAUGUUAAAUGUUUUAUCUGUGAAAAUGAUAAUUAUAAGUGAUAUGAUCAUUACAGGAUACAGGAUUUGGAUAUUUUAGUCGUUUGCAUCAGGUCAGAUACAUGUAUAUCAUUAGACAUUAUAGAUAAGUAGUGACAUGUUUUUUAUUUAACACUUAAUGCAUUUUAUGCCAGCAUGAGAUUUGACAGCUGCAGCGUAUAUGGCUUUAGACUGAACUGUUUUAUUUAGAAAGAAAAUAAAAAAAGAAUUAUGACAAAUUUUUUAAAAAAUUUACAGAAGGCAAU